Paracoccidioides lutzii Pb01 is the source of this 1290-nucleotide messenger RNA. RefSeq names its product pyridoxal-5'-phosphate-dependent enzyme. Gene Ontology annotation, molecular function: D-serine ammonia-lyase activity; threonine racemase activity; ATP binding. The transcript is spliced from 2 exons. The coding region runs from base 1 to 1290 and encodes 429 amino acids. Gene Ontology annotation, biological process: L-serine metabolic process; pyruvate biosynthetic process; D-serine biosynthetic process. The record is from RefSeq and is a predicted model, not a curated record.
AUGACAGACCCAGCCAACUGGAACCCUUUAACCGCCUCCAACGUCCUCUCCGCCCACGCCCUCAUAAAGCCCUACGUCCAUGAAACCCCGCUCCUCACCAGCAGAGCCCUCAACCGCAUCGCCUCGACCCCCCAAUCGCCCUCCGCGCUCCUCGGCACGCCAUUCGAGGGCCAAACACCCGCCAACCCCAAGAUAAACUUCUUCUUCAAAUGCGAGAAUUUCCAGCGGAUUGGCGCAUUUAAGGCGCGCGGUGCGUUUCAUGCGCUGCUGCGGCUGCUGCAAGUGGUGGGGGCGGAGGAGGUGAGGAGGAGGGGCGUUGUUACGCAUAGUUCUGGUAGUUAUGCCCCUCCCCGUCAACUAGUUGAGUUAAUCGGUUGCAAGACACGAAAUCACGCCCAAGCCCUCUCCCUCGCCGCCUCCACCCUCCACAUCCCCGCCCACAUCGUCAUGCCCUCGAUCUCCACCCGGUCCAAAAUAGCCGGCACCCGCGCCCACGGCGCCCGCAUCGUCUUCUCAGGCCCCACAAGCCAAGAGCGUGAAGCCGUCGUCGCCUCCAUAGUCCGCGAGACCGGCGCUUUUCUCAUCCCGCCCUACAACCACCCCGAUGUCGUUUUGGGCCAGGGGACGGUAGCGGUGGAGAUGGCGAGGCAGGUGCGGGAGCUCGUGGGGCGGGAUGGGAGGGUUAGCGUGCACUGGGCCGAUGGGGAUGGCAGUGCGGAUGCGAAUGCUGCGAAUGAUGCGGAGCCGGGGACGCUGGACGCGGUGAUAACGCCGAUAGGCGGGGGGGGUUUAAAUGCCGGGGUGGCGACGUAUUUCUCGGGCUGCCGCGGCGGGGCACGGCCCUUGGUGUUUGGGGCGGAGCCGUCUUUCCAGGGCGGCGACGACUGCCGGCGCGGACUCGAGCGGGGAUCGCGAAUAACGAGCGUGAAGACGCUGACGGUUGCGGAUGGGUUGCGGACGCCGGUCGGGGAGGUGCCGUGGGAGGUUAUUUCGGAUAAGGGGAAGGUGGAGGGGGUGUAUGCUGUGAGCGAGCGGCAGAUUCGGGAGGCGAUGAGGCUUGUGUUUGAGAGGGUGAAGAUUGUUGUUGAGCCGUCUGCUGUGGUUGGGUUGGCGGUUUGUUUGUUUGAUGAGGGGUUUCGGAGGAGGGUGGAGGAGCAGUGUAGGGUUAGUGGGAAGAGGGGGUGGGAUGUUGGGGUUGUUUUGAGUGGGGGGAAUGUUGGGUUGGAGAGUGUUGGGGAGAUGUUUGGGGGGUCGGAGGGGGAGGGGAGACAGGCAGACGGUGGGAUAUAG